AUAUUUGUGUAUAGGUUAAGUCAGUUGAAGGUCAAAACGCUCGUGCACCGCACGCGUUUACAAAGCCGAGCUCACUAUCAUGGCGAUUACUGUGAAAUAAUCAGAACAACAUGUCAAUUAUACCGCUACAAAGUUAACUUUACAACUAUUGUGCUAUGUGAUAAAAAGUUAUUGUGUGUGAACAUGAAGUAUAAAACGAAUUUAGUACUAUUUACAUUGUUCGCUGCGAACUUAAUCGACCAGCCGGCGCCCGAAGUGACCAUCGCGCAAGGCAUUUUGAGCGGUAAAAUAAGCGCUGAUGGGACUAUUUUCGAAUACAUCGGCAUACCUUAUGCUUCCACAAACAGUAGCACGCGGUUCAAGGCUCCGGGUCCGCCUCCAUCAUGGCAUGGUGUGUUCAAGGCAGUCGACGAGAUACAUUUCUGUCCACAAUCAACACCCAUCGGAGUUCUCGGUUCCGAAGACUGUCUAAGAAUAAAUGUUUAUGUUCCGGCGUUUGCUAAAAAGCCAUUGCCUGUUAUGGUGUACAUUCACGGUGGAGCAUUCAUAUUGGGGGGAGGAGGAAAAUUGUUAUAUGGCCCUGAUUUCUUAGUGAAAAAAAACGUUAUUCUAGUCACUUUAAAUUAUAGAUUAGGAGCGCUAGGUUUUACUUGUUUAAGAAUAAAAGAAGCCCCUGGCAAUGCCGGGUUAAAAGAUCAAGUAGCAGCUUUAAGGUGGGUAAAAAAAAAUAUAGCAGCUUUUGGGGGAGAUCCGAAUAACAUUACUUUAUUCGGUGAAAGUGCUGGCGCAACGUCAACUGCCAUAUUAUUGGCCAGCAACGUUACAGAUGGGCUAAUCAAUAGAGCAAUUAUUCAAAGUGGAUCAUCUACUGCAAAUUGGUCGAUUAACAGAAAUCCUGUCUGGGUGGCUAGCCUUCUAGCUCAAAAUUUUGGACUGACAACUCAGGAUCCCUUAAAAAUAUAUGAAUUAUUUUCUAAAAUGUCGUAUAAAGAAUUAGUUACAGCGAAAGCAAAGAAGCCACUUACCAAGUAUUUUGAUACGCAGCUUUUGCAAUUGCCCUGCGUCGAAGAAAUAAUUCCUGGCGAGGAGUCUAUAAUCAAUGAUUUACCUUACAAUUUAUUAACAAAAAAAAUCAAGAGUGUUCCUAUAAUUUACGGUUCAAACAGUAAGGAGGGAUUCUUUUUAAUAUCCGGAGACACGGAUGAAUCGCUCGAAGAGAGAAACGGACGAUAUUUGUUCGCGUCCGAUUUGCUAUUUCAGUCGGAGGAUGAAGCAGCUAUUGAAGCACAAAGAAUACAAAAGUUUUAUUUUGGCGAUGAUAAAGUAAGCAUGAAGAAAUUAAUGAACGUAUCAGAUAUUUACACUCACUUGUAUUUCGAAAUACCUCCUAUAUUUGAGACUGAAUUGUUCAUCGAAAAAGCUAAUGCUGUAGUUUAUAAUUACUACUUUGAUUAUUCUGGUGCUAGAAAUGUUGUUAAAAAGCGAGCAGGAUUUGCAGAAGAAAAUGGGGCGUGUCAUGGAGAUGAUUUGUUUUAUUUGUUCAAUGCAAUGCUGCUACCUUUUAGAAUUAACAAAAAAGAUAUGGAAAUAAUUGAUACUAUGACAACCUUAUGGACCAAUUUUGCAAAAUAUGGGGACCCUACGCCAGAUUCGAAGUUAAACAAUCGACACUUCCGCUGGAUGCCGAGCAAAAAGAAUCAGAUUAACUUUCUCUACAUAAACGAUGAGUUAAAAAUGGGUCCUAUCCCAAAUUCAAAGGCGUACAAGUUAUGGAAAACUUUGUAUGAAAAAUAUCGCAAAUUGAAAAUUGACUAAAUUUAUUUAUUUAAUUAUACUAAAUAAAUCAACAACAACUGCAUUUUACAUGACCUGCACGUAGUAGUAUUUAAAAUAUAAAAAAAUUAUUAAGAUAAUGGAAUAGUUCUAAAUGGUUUGAUAAAAUCUAUUUGUGGACCCUCUUUAAUAUUUCCAAAAUAGUUCAAAAGUGCGCGAAAAUGCAAUAGCUCAAAAAAUUUUAGAAAACCACAUGUUUUUAAUGUAUUGUAGGCGUCCUUUUAGUUAAUUUCACUCCAGAUUGAUGUUACACGAAUAAUUAUUUGAAGCGAUGGUUUAUUUGAUAAGUUAGUUUGUUAAUUUGACAAGUGAGGUCCGUUGGGUUGUUUGGAUCGCCGCGAGAAGGUUUAUUGAAAAAGGCAUCAAGCUACAGUUUCAUUAUGUUUGAAUUCCCAACAGAACGGGUAUUCGUGCUAAGAGAUUAAAUACAAUUAUAUGCAUGUUCUCAUUGUUUUCAUGGAAUAGUUAUAGACUGUGUUUGGUGUUAACAUAAUGGUUGCAAGUUAGAGCACCGUGAAGAAAUUAUGUGGUACAAGUCCAGAUCCACCCAUGGCUGUGGAGCUCCUAAUGAUGAUGUUGAAAUAAAUUGUAAGUUUAUUUUAAUCCAUUCCUAUAUAAAAUAAUGAAUUAUGGGUAAAACAAUAUAUUAAUCUCAGUAAUAUUAUGAGCAUUCCGAUUAAUCUAUUGCGUUGAGCACUUCAAUGGUUUUGUCAUUAAAAACUUUGACAAACUC
Papilio xuthus (Asian swallowtail) is the source of this 2566-nucleotide messenger RNA. Its product is annotated as esterase FE4-like. NCBI's taxonomy places the organism in Eukaryota, Metazoa, Arthropoda, Insecta, Lepidoptera, Papilionidae. The record is from RefSeq and is a predicted model, not a curated record. The transcript has 3 exons. Bases 184 to 1815 code for a protein of 543 amino acids.